CCGCCGUACAUGCUUGUCGAGCUAAAGCCUAUAAAUAAGGUUAUAUUGCUUAUUUCCUGCAUAUUCUCAUUCUCAACACCAAACCUAUGGCUUUCUUUCAAUCUAGCUUUGCUUUAGUAAAUCAGCCAAUAUUUUCUCCAAACAAAUGCUCAGCUGUGAAGUCCAUCCCUUAUUGUAGAUGCCGUGGUAAAAUCCAUUUUACUAUUAUUGCCUUGAACCAAAAUAUCCACAUUUCUCAAAAUGGAAAAGGCAGGGAAGAUCUUCAAUUGAAACAUGCUAAAGCAUUGGAGGAAGUUAAGCGCGAACUUGUAAGCAAGGCAAGAGAAAAUGCAGAUCAUGGUUUAUCUAUGGUGGACUCCUUACAAAGAUUAGGCAUUGAGCACCAUUUUAAAGAGGAAAUUGAGACAAUUCUUAGUAGGAAACAUCUGAUGCUUAGAGCUCACAACCACCGAAGAAAUGAUUAUCAAGAACUGUCAGAAGUUGCUCUUCAAUUUCGUUUGUUAAGACAAGAGGGAUAUUACAUCCAUGAAGACAUAUUUGAUAAGUUCUGGGACAAGAAAGGCAUGCUGAAACAAAUAUUUUGUGACGACAUAUAUGGGUUAAUUGGUUUGUUUGAAGCCUCUCAAUUAAGCAUAGAAGGGGAAGAUUAUCUUCAUGACGCAGAGGAGUCCAGUCGCCAGUAUCUUAACACGUGGCUCUCAACAUUUUAUGACCAUCCUCAAGUCAAAGUUGUGGCAGAUUCAUUAAGGUAUCCUAUUCAUAAAUGUUUGUCAAGGUUUACGUCAACAAUCUUACAGUUUGACCAGACAAGCUCUUUAAAAGAGUUGUCCAAAAUUGAUACCCAAAUGGUUAGCUCUUUGCACGUGAAGGAAAUUUUUGCAGUUUCCAGAUGGUGGAAAGACCUAGGUUUGGCAAAGGAUCUAAAGUUCGCUAGAGAUGAACCGAUCAAAUGGUACAUGUGGCCCAUGGCAUGCUUACCAGAUCCACGAUUCUCCGAAGCAAGGAUUGAGAUCACGAAACCAUUGUCCCUUAUCUAUAUCAUUGAUGAUAUAUUUGAUUUUUGUGCAAGUAUUGAUGACCUUACUCUCUUUACGGAAGUGGUCAAGAGGUGGGACAUGGAAGGCAUGGGGCAGUUACCAGAGUACAUGAAAGGGUGCUUUAAGGCCCUUUAUGACAUAACUAACGAAUUUGCUUUCAAGACCCUCGUCAAACAUGGAUGCAAUCCUACAACCUCCUUAAUAAAAUCGUGGGUGAGGCUCUUGAAUGCUUACCUGGAAGAAGCAAAAUGGUUUGCUUCAGGAAACGUGCCAAGGGCAGAAGAGUACUUGGAGAAUGCGAUAGUCAGCACUGGGGUGCAUGUUAUUCUCGUCCACUCAUUCUUUCUCAUGGGUGAGGGGAUAACGGAGGAAAACGUGACUCUAAUGGAUGAAUUCCCAAACAUUAUAUCUGCAACAGCCACGAUUCUAAGGCUUUGUGAUGACCUAGAAGGAGACCAGGAUGUUAAUCGUGAUGGUAAUGAUGGAUCGUAUUUGAAGUGCUACAUGAAGGAGCACCCAGGAGUCUCUAUUGAACAAGCACGAGAGCAUGUCACUCAUUUGAUUUCGGAUGCAUGGAAACGACUCAACAAAGAAUGUCUUAUUGAAGCAAAUCCAUUGCCAUCUUCUUUCACUAAACUUUGCUUGAAUGCUGCUCGGAUGAUACCUCUGAUGUACAGUUACGACACAAAUAGCCCAUCAAAGCUGGAAGAGUAUGUGAAAUCUUUGCUUUAUGGUGGUGGUGUGCAGAGUAUUCCACAAGACAAGACCAUUGUUUCAUGAAAUAAUCUAUUGGAGACGAAGUAUGGGUAUAAUCUGGAUCACAACAGCAACAAAAAAUAAAAGUUCAUGUUCCAAUUAGGCUGUGCCAAGUUAAUUAGAAUCGUGUAAAAAUAAAAUAAUUAAUUAUUUGCUAUAUGAAAUUCUCUUUAAA
Molecule: messenger RNA, 1968 nt
Organism: Cajanus cajan (pigeon pea)
Lineage: Eukaryota; Viridiplantae; Streptophyta; Magnoliopsida; Fabales; Fabaceae
Product: (3S,6E)-nerolidol synthase 1
Biological process (GO): diterpenoid biosynthetic process
Molecular function (GO): magnesium ion binding; terpene synthase activity
Source: RefSeq, a predicted model, not a curated record